AGGCACCUGCGACAGGUGGAGCGCGCGGCGCCGGCCGGUCUCUCGGCCAUGUCCGCGGAGAGCGCGGGACCGGUUCCAGGACCGGGGCCAGGACCGGAGCCGGGGCCCCUCUGCCCGGAGCACGGCCAGGCUCUCAAGUGGUUCUGCUGCUCCGAGCGAAGGCCGGUGUGCGCCGCCUGCACGGAGCUCGGCGGCCGCUGCCGGGGCCACCGCAUCCGCCCGGCGGGGGAGCGCGCCGAAGAGCUGCGGAACAAGAUUGUGGACCAGUGUGAGAGACUGCAGUUACAGAGUGCUGGCAUCACCAAGUACAUGGCUGAGGUCCUACCAGGGAAGAACCAGAGAGCAGUGAGCAUGGCCAGCGCAGCGCGGGAACUGGUCAUCCAGCGGCUGGGGCUGGUGAGGAGUCUGUGUGAGACCGAGGAGCAGCGGUUGCUGGAACGGGUGCACGGCGAAGAGGAGCGGGCCCACCAGAGCAUCCUGACGCAGCGAGUACACUGGGCUGAGGCUUUGCAGAAGCUCGACACCAUCCGCACUAGCCUGGUGGACAUGCUCACCCAUACGGAUGACCUCCAGCUGAUUCAGAAGGAGCAGGAGAUUUUUGAGAGGGCUGAGGAAGCAGAGGGCAUUUUGGAUCCCCAGGAGUCGAAAAAGUUAAACUUUAAUGAGACGUGUGCUUGGAGCCCACUUCUGACCCAGCUCUGGGCAACAGCAGCUCUCGGCUCCCUCUCAGGCACAGAGGAUGUGCGCAUCGAUGAGAGGACUGUCAGCCCCUUCCUGCAAUUGUCAGAUGAUGGAAGGACUCUGACCUUCAACGCCAAGAAGUCCAAAGCCUGUGCAGAUGGCCCAGAGCGCUUUGACCACUGGCCCAACGCCCUGGCCGCCACCUCUUUCCAGUCUGGGCUGCACGCGUGGAUGGUAAAUGUGCAGAACAGUUGUGCCUACAAGGUGGGCGUGGCCUUAGGCCAGCUGCCCCGUAAGGGUUCUGGCAGUGACUCUCGUCUGGGCCACAAUGCCUACUCCUGGGUCUUCUCCCGCUACGACCAAGAGUUCUGUUUCUCACACGGCGGGCAGCAUGUUCCCCUGGGGCUGCUGCGCUGCCCAGCACAGCUGGGUGUGCUGUUGGACUUGCAGGCCCAGGAGCUGCUAUUUUACGAUCCAACCUCGGGCACAGUGCUCCACACCCACCAUGCGUCCUUCCCUGGGCCCCUCUUCCCAGUCUUUGCUGUGGCUGACCAGACCAUUUCCAUUGUCCACUGACCUUCGGCACUGGGGAGGCUAGAUCUGCCUGCCCACCAUCCUUUUAGGCCACAUUUCUACCUAGUAUCCUUUUCCCAAAUGUUGCCCAUGCCCACCGGGCAGCUUUAGGAGGGGUAGGAUCCAUUUCAGAUCCGGUAUAACCAUUAAAUGCUGUAUCUGUGGGGAACCUGCCAUUCCCUGGG
Myotis myotis is the source of this 1439-nucleotide messenger RNA. It is a transcript of the gene BSPRY, whose product is annotated as B-box and SPRY domain containing. The transcript has 6 exons. Lineage: Eukaryota; Metazoa; Chordata; Mammalia; Chiroptera; Vespertilionidae. Gene Ontology annotation, molecular function: zinc ion binding; protein binding. Bases 49 to 1257 code for a protein of 402 amino acids. The record is from RefSeq and is a predicted model, not a curated record.